Effrenium voratum is the source of this 477-nucleotide messenger RNA. The record is from the annotation of a GenBank genome assembly. Lineage: Eukaryota; Dinophyceae; Suessiales; Symbiodiniaceae.
AUGGCGGAUGUCCAGCAGCUGGUGGACAUGGGAUUCGCUGCGGCGGAUGCUGAAGUAGCCUUGCGAGAGAGUGCUGGACACGUCGAGCAAGCGCUGGAGCUGCUCUUGACUGGGACUUUGCCUGAGGAGUCCAAGCCCUUGGAAAAGGACAAUUCAAUCGGCGGCUUUGACGCGAACAGCCCAUCGGAGAAAAACAAGUUUGUGGGUGGCACGCCUUCAGACUGGCCCGAACUUCCCAAACCGUCCGGCUAUGUCAAGCCAGAGACGAGACCUCCGGGCUUGGAUCAAGGCAGCCUAUUCUCUGGAGGACAAUGUGCCAACACCACAGAUGCCCCGGCAACCCGGGGCUCCCAUGGUUGGCAAUACAUGAAUGCUGGCGACGGCGCUGAGCUGCUGAUCGGCUCCAUCAGGAGGGUGCACAAAGCGGAGGAUUUGCGUUCGGAAGGCCUCUGCAAAGGAAAGCCUCUGGAGGAAUGA